UGAGUCUGCUUGGUGUUGAGCAGCACCAUUCAUCCCUGGAAGAGGACACUCACUUUGAUGCUAUGGACUUUAAACCAGACAAGCUGUGAAUGCAGAUGAUCACAUUCACCAUAUUUGCACCUUUUUCUCAAUUUCAUCUCUUUCAAGGGCACUGAUCAUCUUUUGAGACUUAUCCACAUUGUCAUCAUGCUGCCAAUGCCCUCGGCGCACUGGCUUUUGCUCCUGUGGGGGCUGCACGGCCUUUGGGCACAGGACUUUAGAGGACACAAAGAAAAGGUGGUGACAUCCAGGAGGAACAACAGGCAAUACUCAUCCAAUUAUGUGCCCACUAAUGGCCAACCAUUUCCAGAUGAUGGCUGCAGUUUGGAAUUAGCCUUUUUGAUUGACAGCUCGGAGAGCGCCAAAGACAACCAUGCCCAGGAGAAGCGCUUUGCAUCUGACGUGACCGAGCUGCUACAGGGCCUCCGCUUGCAGAACGGCCGAAGCCUCAUCACCCGCUCUGCCCUCCUUCAGUACAGCAGCCAUGUCAUCAUAGAGCAGACCUUCAAUCAGUGGCAGGGUCCAGACAGCUUCAAGGCCCGCAUCACUCCCAUGACGUACAUUGGCCACGGCACCUACACCACCUAUGCCAUCACCAACCUCACACGCAUCUACCUGGAGGAGUCGCCUACCAGCAGCGUCAAGGUGGCCAUUCUGCUCUUUGACGGCAUCUCGCACCCGAGGAACCCAGACAUAUCAGCGGCCGUGGCUGAUGCAAAGAACCAAGGCAUUCACUUCUUCACCAUUGGCAUCACACCUGAAGCUAAGGAGUCCGCCAAUAUAGCCCAGCUGCGGCUAAUUGCUAGCUCACCAGCCUCUCGCUACCUACAUAACCUGCAGGAUCGAGGGAUUGUGGAAACAGUCAUCCAUGAAAUUAUAACACUGGCAGAUGAAGGGUGUCCCCUUGUGCAAAGUCUGUGUGCAUGCGAGAAGGGCGAGCGGGGAGCAAGCGGCCCUGCUGGCAAGAAGGGCCGUCCCGGAGAGGAUGGCAGCCCAGGACCAAAGGGACAGAAAGGUGAAAGUGGGCUCAGUGGACUUCCAGGUCAGGAAGGAUCAGAAGGCAAACCAGGAUACAAAGGAGAGAAGGGAGAGAGAGGAGAGUGUGGCACUCCUGGAAUAAAGGGAGACAGAGGACCUGAAGGGACCAUUGGCCCCAGAGGAAAUCGUGGACUUCAGGGUUCGCCCGGACCUCCUGGCGAUCUUGGACCUGAAGGUGUGAUUGGUAAAAAAGGGGAACGGGGACUUCCUGGUCCACCUGGCAUUCAAGGGGAAACAGGAAUUGGCCUCCCAGGACAAAAGGGCAAUGUCGGUCAUCAGGGGCAACCCGGGCCUCCAGGUCCAGUGGGCCUCGGCGAGCCUGGACCACCAGGGCCUCAAGGGCCACAGGGAAUCCAAGGAGAGAGGGGUCCCUUAGGAGAAGGACUCCCUGGCCCAAAGGGGGAGCGAGGCUUGGAGGGGCCCCGGGGGCCCAGAGGACUAGCGGGUAUUGGAAUGAAAGGAGACAAGGGGGAGUUUGGCCCUCCAGGUCCUGCAGGGCUUGUUGGCCUACCAGGUGUGGGCAUGCAGGGUGAGAAGGGCAUUGAAGGUCCGAGAGGGCCGCCAGGACUACGAGGCCCACCAGGAGAAGGCUUACCUGGACCCAAGGGAGACCAGGGGUUCCCGGGUGAGGUUGGCUCUCCGGGAGAGAAAGGAAGUGGAGAACCUGGAGAUAAGGGUGAGCCAGGCUCAACAGGAUUCUCAGGGGUACCAGGUCUGCCAGGGGAGGAUGGAGCGCCUGGACAAAAGGGCGAGCCAGGAGUUCCAGGCCUCAGGGGGCAAGAAGGGCCAUCUGGAAUUGGCAUCCAAGGCGAAAAGGGCGACCAAGGUCAAAGGGGAAUAAGAGGCUUGACCGGGCCACCUGGCAUUAGUGGCCCAUUAGGACCUAAGGGAGAACCGGGGGCACAAGGCAGGGUGGGUUUACCUGGUCCACCAGGACGUUUUGUCAUGGGACCCAAGGGUGACGUUGGGCCAAGCGGCCCUCCUGGUCCGAUUGGGGAGACUGGCUACGGGCUUCCUGGUCCAAAGGGUGACCGUGGAGAUCUGGGCCUGCCAGGUCCAUUCGGUCCGAAAGGAGAAGGCUAUCCUGGCCCCGUUGGACCUCCUGGUCUACCUGGGCUUCCAGGAGAACCUGGCCAAGAGGGCGUUGGAAUUCCUGGACCAAAGGGGGAUAUUGGUUUCCGAGGGUUGCCUGGUUUACCAGGACCUCCAGGUGAAGGCCUCCCAGGACCUCAGGGUCACCCAGGGCGACCUGGCCCCCUGGGACCAGUUGGACCACCAGGACUUGGAGUCCAAGGACCAAAGGGUGAGCAGGGGGUCCAGGGCGUGACAGGACCAAGGGGACCCCCCGGAGAAGGCUUUCCCGGAGCUAAAGGAGACCGUGGCACUGCAGGGGACAGGGGGCAGAAGGGCUUCAAGGGAGACAUGGGUGACCCAGGAAGUCCAGGGCAACCUGGUCGAUCUGGUGUGAAAGGGGAAGCAGGUCUCACAAGAGAGGACAUCAUACGACUGAUCAAAGAGAUCUGCGGGUGUGGGGUUAAGUGCAAGGAGAGGCCUAUGGAACUAGUGUUUGUCAUUGACAGCUCAGAGAGCGUGGGUCCAGAGAACUUUGAAAUCAUCAAAGACUUUGUCAACGCAUUGGUGGACCGAGUCACGGUGGGCCGCAAUGCCACCCGGAUCGGCCUAGUGCUGUAUAGCCUGGAGGUGAAGCUGGUGUUCAACCUGGCCCGCUAUGUGACCAAACAGGACAUCAAACAGGCUAUUAGGAACAUACCCUAUAUGGGGGAGGGUACCUACACAGGUACGGCUAUCCGCAAAGCUACCCAGGAGGCCUUCUACAGCUCACGCCUCGGGGUCAGCAAAGUGGCCAUCGUGAUUACUGAUGGACAGGCGGACAAAAGAGAGCCGGUGAAGGUCGACAUCGCUGUGCGUGAAGCUCACGCCGCCAAUAUCGAGAUGUUUGCCUUGGGCAUUGUCAACACUUCGGACCCAACGCAGGCAGAGUUUCUUCGAGAGCUCAAUCUGAUCGCAUCUGACCCCGACACUGAGCAUAUGUUCCUCAUUGAUGACUUCAACACCUUGCCAGCUCUGGAAUCCAAGUUGGUCAGUCAGUUCUGUGAGGACGAGAAUGGAGCCCUGAUAUAUAACAGAAUCACUAAUGGAAACAAUGGCCACAGCAACAGCAGGGAUGGGAACAAUGGGAGGUAUGCAGUAGGCGGCUAUGGGUACCAGCCUGCCACUGAAUGGGAACUCCCGAACUCCCGUCAGACCAACAGCCAGAACCCCAGUGGAAGAGGGGAGACAAGCCAACAUGACCAUAAAGGAUCCAGAACAGGACAGCAAGGAUACACUGAGACAACACAAUGGGGGACUGAGCGUGGAGACACUUUUAACCGUGGCGAGUUCCAGCCUAUUCCGUCUCACAGAGAACAGUCUGUGCCAUCUUCUACUGUUAAUGUAACAACAUCACCUGUGCAGCCAAGGCCAUCUCUUCCAAAAGAGAUUGCACCCUUGGACCCUCGCUGCGCCUUGGCCCUAGAUCCGGGCUCAUGCCGCGACUAUAGCAUCCACUGGUACUAUGACAAGCAGGCCAACGCCUGUGCUCAGUUCUGGUUCGGAGGCUGCAGCGGCAACAAAAACCGUUUCGACACAGAAGAAGAGUGCAAGACGACUUGUGUGCUAACCACAUCUAAGGGAAGCUGAGUGAAGGCAUCUACUACAUGCUAGAUUCUGGUUUUGCUUCAGAAUCUACAAUUCUUCAUCGCUCCUAUUCAGGAACAGAGGCUGUGUAUUUCCUCUCCCCAUGGGAACUGAACUUUUUUUUUCAUACAGUCUCUGAGUGACGCUGCAAAUGAGUGCGUUUACUAAGCUUCAACCAGCAGCACACUGCCGAAAUGUCCAUUUUGUCAGUAAAUACAAAUUGAUGUUUAAAUUGCUGAUUAACUUUAUGCAUUUCAGUUUCAGUACUGUUUUAUCAUACCUGUAAUUACCCGCCACAUUGGGUACACCAACACAAUUGAAUGAAAUCCAAUUCAAGAGCUGAAUCAAAACACACUAAAUAGAGUAGUAAAUACCUUUGUAAAGGCAGUGUUUUAUUGUGGUAGUAUAAUUGAUUGCGGUGCAGUUCUUUUGACACACACAAUGCAUUGACUGCCCCCUGCUGGGACAUUCACAGCCAUGUCAAGGGGUCAGGGAUGUAGUAAAAGUAGUUUAACUUCGAAUAGCCAGCUUAAUUUUGAGAAGCCGCGUGUGUACAUGCUGCUUUUCAGUGCACUAUGAACACCUCGUGAGAAACAUCCGGUGCUUUUAAUAAACAUGAACUG
Molecule: messenger RNA, 4397 nt
Organism: Dunckerocampus dactyliophorus (ringed pipefish)
Lineage: Eukaryota; Metazoa; Chordata; Actinopteri; Syngnathiformes; Syngnathidae
Product: collagen alpha-1(XXVIII) chain-like
Exons: 36
Coding region: 187-3777 (1196 amino acids)
Molecular function (GO): serine-type endopeptidase inhibitor activity
Source: RefSeq, a predicted model, not a curated record